GGAACGUCUGAUGCUGUAGCUCCACUAGUCGCUCUCUCCGCUAACAGCAGUUAUGGCGACAGUGGUUCAACCGCUCACUCUGGAGCGAGAUGUGGCAAGGGCCAUUGAGUUGCUGGAGAAGCUCCAGGAGUCUGGGGACGUCCCGGGCCACAAACUCCAGUCACUGAAGAAGGUUCUGCAGAGUGAGUUCUGUACGGCCAUCAGAGAGGUGUAUCAGUAUAUGCAUGAAACAAUAACAGUGAAUGGCUGCCCGGAAUACCAAGCGCGAGCCACAGCAAAGGCGACAGUGGCAGCCUUUGCAGCGAGCGAAGGCCACUCCCACCCUCGGGUGGUGGAGCUGCCGAAGACCGAGGAGGGUCUGGGCUUUAACGUGAUGGGAGGCAAAGAGCAGAACUCCCCCAUCUACAUCUCCCGCAUCAUCCCUGGGGGCGUCGCCGAGCGGCACGGGGGGCUGAAGAGAGGCGACCAGCUGCUGUCUGUCAACGGAGUGAGUGUGGAGGGCGAGCACCACGAGAAGGCGGUGGAGCUGCUGAAGGCGGCCAAGGACAGCGUGAAGCUGGUGGUGCGCUACACGCCCAAGGUGCUGGAGGAGAUGGAGGCGCGCUUCGAGAAGCUGCGCACCGCCCGCCGCCGCCAGCAGCAACAGCUGCUCAUCCAGCAGCAGCAGCAGCAGAACCUCUCCGCCCAGCAGAACCACAUGUCGUAGGUUGUUCCAGAAGAAGAAGUAGAGUUUAAAAACCUUCUGCAACAGCAACGGCAUCUCCAAGGGCCCAGUCACGUGACUUGAUCAUCAGGGGGGGACACAAACCCAACUCAACCCAGUGGACUGAACAGUGCUUUUUUCGGCCAAUGAAGACCUUUGCCCUCAUCUCAGUAUACCCUACCGACAGAUAUUCUUGAAAUGACAAAAAACAAACAAAAAAAAACAUCCGUGGCUUGUGUCCUCCAAUGUUAUACACUGGUGCUUUGAGAAAUGCCUGGAGCGACGUGAUAAGCAAGAUAGCACUAUAUGGGUCUGUUUUAGAAUUGUUGCUCCUGAGUUGCCCUCUGAUAGUUCUGAGUUCUUCUGGCCCGUUUAAGAGAAGGUUCUGUCUCGUAGUUUGUGAUAAUUGUAUUUCUUUGUCCUCUAUCUCUUGGUUUUUUGACCCAAUGUGUUGACUCAGUUGAUUUUCUUCUCCUUUGUAUUUUUUGCCACAGCUUUAUACAGUGACAUUUUUAACAAUUCUUCUACUGGUGCUCAUUGUCUGUGUGAAAGAGCAUUGCUUUUAUUAUUUGUGUCAGACGUGUCUUAAUUUGGGUAAGUGUGAACUCUUUUUUACCUUCUAUACUGUAGCAAGAAAUAUUUUGUAUGAGAGAAAAAAAAAACUCUUGUAGAUUUAGCAAUAACACACCUCAGUUUAUUUGACACACUCUUCUGGAGGUUAACAGUUAUGGGGGAAAGUCGUGCUGAAUGACGACAGACUUAAAUGACACUGUAUCUUAUGCACUGUGUGACAUAAGCUUGUUGCAACCGGAAAAAAAGAGGUCAUUUGUACAUCAUGGUCAAUCACAGUGCCAUUGAUAGAGAUUACUGCAUCAUGGAUUGUGUUAUUGAUUGAUUAGGCAACUCGGAGGACAAAUAGUGAACAAUGUUAGCUAUAUCAGUGAUAUUAUGGAUGUCAUUGCUGCAAUUUUGAGAAUGUGACAGAUAUAUUUCCAUAUGGAAACAGUCAUACACUAUGGCUAUUUUAAAUGAAAGAUUCUACUAUUUAAUAGUUUAUGUGAGUAAUUAUGGACAAAUGGAAUGUUAGUAAAUUAUAUAUCUGAAGAGAAGGUAAAUUUAAGGUUAUAUUUAUUGUUAUUUUUGAAUAUUUCUAUUUUAUAGUUUAUUAUGUCUAGAGUUUUAUUCCUCGGUCAAUGUGUCAUCAAGGUACAUGUGAAUUUGUAAAAGAUGCAAAAGGGUAUUCAUAACAUUCAGUUACAUUGGAUUUAACAUAUAUGGAGACAUUCUAUUCAGCCAACUGUCCAAUGCCACAUUCUGACAAUCAUUGUACCAAACCAGGCAUUUCUAUGUGCUUUUUUAUUUUCUUGACAGUAGGGGGCCACUCAACACAUCCUCAUACACACAGCUGUAACAAAUGUUUGCAAAGUACUCUGAUGUAGUGACCAAAUAGCAAAACAAGACACAUAGAUCUGUAUAUGGAACAGUAGCUGACGAGCUAACACUAACUGAAGUAGUAAUGUGUCGGUAUUUUCUGAACAAUAUUCCAGUAGGCAGAUUUUUUUUUUCUUUUUUUUUUUUUUUGUUGACCACUUAGCAACCCGAUAAUGUCUGCAGACUAGUAUCUUUGUGGAGGCCACUGAACCAACUGACUUACCAUGUGCAAUGUGCCACUCUGAUAGAGAGUCCAUAACAAGCUGUGAAAGUGUUCUCUCUCUCCCUCUGUUUAUAUCCGCAGUUAACCCGGACUUGAACUCGUCCCUUUUGUAUGUUUACUCAUUUUCUUAACAAUGACUUGCAUUUUUGAGUCUGGAUAUACUGUAGAUACUUAUUAUAUAGAAAUAUUAAAAAAGACAAAACAAAGCCAAGUCAUAUGCAAUUGUUAUACAUAUUAUAUUUGUAUAAAUAAAUAUAUG
Sardina pilchardus (European sardine) is the source of this 2616-nucleotide messenger RNA. RefSeq names its product lin-7 homolog A (C. elegans) (gene lin7a). Gene Ontology annotation, biological process: maintenance of epithelial cell apical/basal polarity; neurotransmitter secretion; protein localization to basolateral plasma membrane. Gene Ontology annotation, cellular component: cell-cell junction; basolateral plasma membrane; synapse. The record is from RefSeq and is a predicted model, not a curated record. The coding region runs from base 53 to 706 and encodes 217 amino acids. Gene Ontology annotation, molecular function: L27 domain binding. NCBI's taxonomy places the organism in Eukaryota, Metazoa, Chordata, Actinopteri, Clupeiformes, Clupeidae. The transcript has 6 exons.